CGAGAACAAAAACUUGAAGAAGAUGACCGUGACCACCACGACGACCACCGUCCUCACAGGCAGCCUCGUGAUUAGGUCAAGAUUUAUCGGCAAAUGUGGAUAACGUGCCAUUUUGGGUUGGAUACAGACGCCAGUACAUUGGCUGUCGGGGAGGAAGAGGCGGAGUCACUGUUAAUGAACCAACCGGAGGAGCGCUUUACCACUAAAGUCACGCCCACUUGCCCGUUGCCGUAUCAUGGCCGUGUUUCAGGGCUGCUCUGUGGUUCUAGACCUGAGGAAAGUGCCCUACAAGGAGAAGAAGACGCUGAUGUCUGCUAUAGUAGACAAUGGAGGAAGCUUGUCAUAUGUAGUCAACCAGAAGUGCUCCUUUGUGGUGACCGGAAGCCUGGAGGACCUGAGCAGCAACAGGCAGAGAAGUGCUCUGAAGUACCAGAUUCCUGUAGUUGGGCAGCAGUUUGUGUGGAGCUGCCUGGAGAAAGGUGUCCUCCUGCCUGUGAGCGAGCACACCUUAUAUCAGCAGUCGCCUGCUCUUACUCACCAGCCUCUUUCAUACCCAGCAGGGCUGAAGUCCAGAGUUCAGCCACAACUUCAGAGCAGUGAUAUUCACAAAGAGAAUCCUGAGAUUCCUGCAGAGAAAGGCACGUACCUGGGCAAACUGAGUUUAUACAAGGGAAGUGAUGGUGAUAUACCAGAAUUUCCUUUAUAUUCCCAAGUGGCAAAGUACUCAAUUUUUUACAAGGCUGAAGUCAUGACCUGGUCUGUUGUGGAGCUUCAGAGUGCCAAGGCUGAAGCAGGACAGCAGUAUCGUGUAGUGAAAUCUGUCAUGAAUGAGGCAGAGAAAACUGUAGUACAGGAUCAGCAGGCACGCUGCUUCAGCUCUGAGGAAGCUGUGGACGCCUAUCUGAUGUGGAAGGAUGAACUCAUUGCAAGAGGCCACACAGAGACACGCACACUCCCGCCAGCGGCCCAGAAGAUAGCCUCCCAUGGCCUGCAACAGCUGUUGUUGGAGGAGAAGCUGAACUGCAGUACAGUCUCACAGGAAGUGGGCACCUUUGUCGAACUGAUCUGGACAGAAGCCCUCGGGUCACUCAGCAGCAUCCUGACCGUUCCUGUAACCAGCCUCAGUCUGAACGACGUGAGCAGGGUGGAGGGUUUGUUGCUGCAGGUACAGAAGUGUCAGGGUGAGGAUGAGGUAAAGGCUCUGCUGGAGGAGGUCAAUACUCUGUUACCUCUCAGAAUGAUGGAGCCUGACUCGAAACAAAAGCUUGUGUCUCAGAAACUAGACCUCUGUCAGCUGAUUCGAGAUAUUCUGAGUAUGAGUGAAGCAACUCUGGGACACCCCUUUCCAUCCUCUCUGGGGAAGUACCGAGCCCUGAGAUGCUGUAUUGAGCAGGUGCCAUCGCAAAGCCCAGAGUUUCAGUCAGUCUGCCAGCUCUUACAGGAUAGGCCAGUUCAGAUCCAGCAGAUACUGCAUGUGAGCAGAGAGACUGAAGUCCUCAUGUUUAGGGAGGAGCUAGGCAAUAUUAAGCCCCUCCUCCAUUCGUCCCGUCCCAGCAGCUUUGCAGGAAUCUUGUCUCGAGGACUGUUGCUGCCCAGAGUUGGAGUAGAGCAGCAUGGGAUUGAAAGAACAGAUGUUGGAAAUCUAGGAGGCGGCAUCUACUUCAGUGACUCUCUGAGCACUUCAGUCAAAUACUCUAAGCCCAGUGUGACGGAUGGCUCUCGGCUGCUGCUGGUGUGUGAUGUGGCUCUGGGUCACUGUAAGGACCUGCACAGGAGGGACACUUCUCUGACCUGCGCUCCUGAGGGCUACAACAGCACGCAUGGAGUUCGGCGUACCCAAUCAAAACACUCUGAUUUUGAGGAUGAUGAAUAUGUGGUGUACAACACAGAUCAGGUGAGGCUGAAAUAUGUAGUUCAGUAUUCUCUGAAGGAGGAUCAGCUGAAGACCUUUCAGCCUCACAUUGACAUGUCUGUAGAGCUCAUACACUCUCUCACAUCCUCUGACCUCUUAACUGACAGUGAAGAUGGUGGGGGUUUGGAGAUGACUAAAAACCCUCUGGAGGAUGUCACGGCUGGUUUGUUGGACAGCAGUGGUCAGACACUCCCCCUGCAGGCUGUGCAUGUGAGGUGUAAGCUGAUGGACCUACUGUCUCAGGUCAUCAUUUUCCAGACAUAUACAAACCACAGUGCUGUUCCUAUUGAGGCAAAGUAUGUCUUUCCAUUAGAAGAGACAGCUGCAGUGUGUGGGUUUGAAGCCUUCAUUAAUGGAAAGCAUGUAAUCGGAAAGGUUAAGGAGAAGGAGCAGGCACGUAAAGAAUACAGGCAGGCUAUAGAGAAAGGCCAUGGAGCCUACCUGAUGGACCAGGAUGCGCCUGAUGUGUUCACCAUCAGUGUGGGGAAUCUACCCCCUGGAGCCACAGUGCUGAUCAAAGUGACCUUCAUCACUGAGCUGGUUGUGAGAGCAGGCAGCAUCCUCUUCUCUCUGCCAGGCAGUGUGGCUCCAUGGCAGCAAAGUGCUGCUCUCAACCAGAAAACCCAGACGUCCGUUGAGAAGGUGUGUGUGAACAAGCUUGAACCAGCAGGAGAGUUUUCUCUGUGUACGUCCAUUGAGAUGCCUUAUGAGAUCCUUGACCUGGAGUGUUCUCAUCACAUCAAAAUAAAGAGGACAGACUGUAAGGCUGUAGUCAGCACGUUACCAGAUCAGACUUUAAGCACUGAUGGCUUCCGGCUCAGCUUUACUCUGUCUCAGAUCCAUAUGCCCAGGAUGUGGGUGGAGAAACAUCCAGAAAAAGAAAGUGAGGCCUGCAUGUUGGUAUUUUAUCCAGACUUUGAGUCCAGUGGGGUUUAUGCCUCUGGUGUGAAUGAUGUGAUCAUUCUGCUGGACACGUCUGAGUCCAUGCGAGGAGAGGCCGUGCUGAAUGCACGCAGAAUUGCUGUAAAGGUUCUUCAGUCACUGGACCGUUCACUGCGUGUCAACAUCAUCUCUUUUGGGACUGAUUACAAAGAGGUCUUCCCUUCACCAAAUGUGCUAGAGGACAGUGAAGUGUUUAAAUCAGCCAAGAACUUCAUCAUGUCCUGUCCUGCUGUUGGUGGUAGUACUGAGCUGUGGAGGCCUCUGCGCAGCCUGAAUCUGCUGCCUCCAUCUCAUGGUGUGAGGAACGUGCUGCUGAUCUCUGAUGGGCACAUACAGAACCAACCUCAGACCCUGCAGCUGGUGCAAGAUAACGUCCAUCACACUCGCCUCUUCACCUGCGGCCUCAGCCCAACAGCUAAUCGGCACAUGCUGAGAGCUUUGGCUGAGGCAGGUGGAGGAGCAUAUGAGUUUUUUGACACAAAGACAAAGCACACCUGGAUAGAGAAGGUGAAGUCUCAGGUGAAGUGCAUGGCAUCUCCAGGCUGUAGUUCAGUGGCAGUGAAGUGGCAGCAGUUCAACCCCACAGCACCCCCUCCUGUUCAAGCCCCCUCUCAACUGCACGCUCUCUUCAGUGACUGUCACACUCUGGUCUAUGGCUUUGUGCCGCACUGCACUCAGGCUACACUUUUUGGUGACCUGAGUGGACAGGAACUUAAGACAAUGGUUUCCACUACCGAAUUACAAAAGACUAAAGGAACAUUCCUUCAUAAACUAACAGCAAGAGCAAUCAUCAGAGACUAUGAGGAUGGCAGUCUUGGCUCUAGUGAAGCAGAACAUGAAGGAAAGAAAGCUGAGCUGAAGUCCUACAUCAUCGAGCUUAGUAAAGAGUUCUCCAUCCUGUCUCAGUUCACCAGUUUUGUUGCCAUUGAAGAAAGGGACCAGCAACAGCCUGAUUCUGGAAUCACUGAUGUCCCAAAGCUAGUUGCAGAGGAGGAUGUGGAUAUUCUGCCAUACAUGGGCUGGACUGAAGAGGAGCAGAUAUGUUUUGAGGAGUCUUUUAUUUAUGACUUCGUGGAGACAGAUUCAGCCGGAUGUGGCUUUUUUGAUGAUCUCGAAAGUUGUUUAUAUGACGAUUGCUCCUUGUCUUUGGCUGAUCACUGUCCUGUCCAGAAGCCAGCAACUGUGCCUUCUGAGUCAGCAUUUGUGGGUGAAGAGCUUCAGCAUGAAACUUUGUCAGCUGAUGUAAUGUUCUAUAGUGCGAAGAAGAAAUCAAAGAAGAAGAAGCUAUUCUCCAAAACAAAUGAAUACUAUGGAGCUGCUCAUCCCAGAAGAGCUUUAGCAUCUGGUCAAUCCAAUGCAAACUUCCUCAUGCCUAAAUCUCAUUCUGGUCUUUUUGGUUCUUCUAAUCGUCAUUCUGCCUCCAUAGAGAGUGACACUCCCAUUGGUCCAUUUACUGAUGCAAAGUUGUGUCCUAGCAAACUAUCCGUCGCAUCUUUUGAAGAUGGCCGUCCUCUGCCAAGGACACCACCUGAUGCUGUUGAUUUAACAUUAGAUGAGUCCUCCAUCUCCUCUCACUUUUACAUGCCAUUUGAAGGUGUUUCUCUCCAUGCUCUUUCACCUUCCACAUAUUCACCUCAUAGUCCUUCUUUCUGUGACAUUUCCCCUUCUUCCCUUUUCCCUCAACCGGUUCCUCCUCUUCGUCCUGGUGCUGCUCUUUUCUCCACUUCUAAUGCUGCUCCUUUGCUCCCUCCUCCACCUGCUCCCAAAUGCAUGCCUCCUCCUGGUUUGCCUGCUCAACAAAGUGCUUCUUCCUUUACUACUUAUUCUGCUUCACCUUUAUCUUUCUCUUUUCCUGCUUUCCAGAGCAGUCAUCCUCCUUCUCCUCCUUCUCCCCUUUCUGGUGCUUCUCUUUUCUCCACUUCUUAUGAUGCUCCUUUACUCCCUCCUCCACCUGCUCCCAAAUCCAUGCCUUCUCCUAGUUUGCCUGCUCAACCCAGUGCUUCUUCCUUUAUUACUUAUUCUGCUUCGCUUUCCCCUUUCUCUUUUGCUGCUUUCCAGAGCAGUCAUCCUCCUCCUUCCCCUCCUCCUCCUCCUCUUCUUGGUUCUUUUAUCUUAAAUGCUGGUGAUGCUGCCCCACCCCCUUCUCCUCCGUGCCUAGGACCAGUUGCACCUGACGGGCAUCAGUCCCCUCUUCCUCAGUUUGAUUUUGCUCCUCUCCGUUCCCAUGAUUCAGAAGAUUCUCUAAAACGUGGUCAGCGUCGUCGUGUGGCAUUAGCUCAAGUGUCCUCUGGUGUUGGUUUUGGAUGUAGUCCUCGCUCUUCUGGGUUUAUAUGUAGUUUUUCAUCAUCGACUUCACCAGUUUGUAAAUUAGAAAAGGCAUUUAAAAAACCUGGCCCAGUUUCUGUAGAGAGGCCUGAGGAUGACCUACUGAAGAUGGAUAGUAUCAGUGAACAAUACAGACGACCAGACAGAAUCAACUGGGAGGAGAUAUUUGACCUUCAGCAUCAGGAUGGCUACUGGGAAUGUACAGGAAGACUGAGUAGGUUCCUGGGUCUGGAUGUGGACUUCUUUGCCAAUGUCUUCCUGAAAGAGAGAGGCAUCUGCUCUUUGGGGGUGAAGGCUCAUGCUGAUAUCCUGAGGAUGGUGGCUACACUGCUGGUAUUGCAGCUGAUGCGUGUGAUGAAAAUGACAGAGGUUGAGCUGUUCCAGUCUCUCUUCCGCCUCACUGACUCUCCUGAGCCCAGGCCAGCAUGCUAUGAGGCAGUGAAGAGGGCAGUGGACUGGGUCUGCUGGGCAGACAGACAGUAUCCGUGUGUGUGCAGCAGACUGGAGUUUGGCUGGAACUGGGAGUCCUGCACACGCCAGCUGCUGGGUCUGGACUCACUGCCCCCCUGCUCCCCUCUGGCCUCUCUCCUGCAGAGGAGCACACAAAUGUCUGUCAUGUAGAUCAAAUACUGACACUUCAGCUGGAAUCCCAUAACUAUUCAUUUAGCUGAACAAAAGAGCAACAACAGUAAUCUUUAUAGUGGUAAUAUUAAAUGUUUAACCUUGAAUAUUCUGUCAUUAAAUAACCAUUUUUGAGCUGUUGUUCCCUUUGUACAACAAUAGAAAUUUUAAAACAAACCAAACAGGAUUUAGGAAGAAAAAUCCUAAGACUUACAUACAAGAGCUGAGACCACAGCUGGAGUAACAGUGUAACAACAUAAUCAAAAUGGCAUAUCAGAAGUAUCAUGGUUAAUCCAAAUAACAGUAGAAGGAGAGGGACAAGACAGAGGAGACGUUUUUAACAGGGACCUGAAACAUCAGGCUUACUGAUUUGUGUUCAAAUUUUAGCUGUAUAGCAAAAAUAAUUUAGAAUGAUGAAAAUGAAUGAGAAUCUCAAUUGAAAUUGUUUAGUAGUUUUGGUUUUUUUUUUGGUAACCACUUUGCCUCCAGUUACUGAAACUUCAUAAUAUUGAGUGAAAUAAAAUGUUUUACUGUUUUCUUUUGCUUGCCUAAAGCUGCAUGGAGCACAGAAUUUUCAAUUUGUUUUGUUUCUAUUUUAAUGUAUCUCUUUAGUCCUCAUUAUUCUCAACAUUUAACCUUUUAAGACACAUUUGACAGACUUAGUGGUGAGAAGUAUAAUUUAGUGAGAGUUUUGUUGGUGUGGGAAGUUAUCUUGGGGGGGGAAACCAUUGAUUUUUGGCAUAAUCAGCCACAUACCGACAUAUUCAUUGUCCUCAUCAGUUCUAUUUUUGUAUGUUUCAUGUUUUUCUAAUAUGCGAAAAAUGAAUAGAAAAUGUGCAGUAAAAUUAGCAAAACACAAA
This is a messenger RNA of Pygocentrus nattereri (red-bellied piranha), 6660 nucleotides long. RefSeq names its product poly (ADP-ribose) polymerase family, member 4 (gene parp4). NCBI's taxonomy places the organism in Eukaryota, Metazoa, Chordata, Actinopteri, Characiformes, Serrasalmidae. The transcript is spliced from 36 exons. Bases 236 to 5800 code for a protein of 1854 amino acids. Gene Ontology annotation, molecular function: NAD+ poly-ADP-ribosyltransferase activity. The record is from RefSeq and is a predicted model, not a curated record.